AUGGAUGGCGAGGUGGCUCUUCCCGAACGCAAAUCCCGCAAAUCAGUCGCCUUUACCGACGAACAAGUCGUAGUCGACGCUGACGGCUCAGUGACCAUGGUCAACGCUACCGACGAAACGAAGGACACGGCCCAGUCCCACACGCCUCCCGCCGAGGAGCUCCCCCCGGCCGAGGACGGUGGCCUCGACCUCUCCCUGCUCAAGAAGAAGAAGAAGAAGAAGGUCAAGGCCGAGGACGACGCCGCCCCCGCCGCCGAGGAUGAUGCCGUCCCCGCCGAGGAUGGCGGUCUCGACCUGACCCUCAAGAAGAAGAAGAAGAAGAAGAGCUCCAAGGUCGAGAAGGACAAGUUCACCGAGCAGCUCGAGGCUCUCGAGAAGGAGGACGACGAGCCCACCGAGGAGGUGGAGGAGGGUGACAUGAACGAGGGCACCGGCAUCUGGGCCCACGACGAGACCAAGUCGAUUGGCUACAGCAUGCUGCUCCAGCGCUUCUUCAGCCAGCUCGCCCAGAAGAACCCCGACCACGCCCUCAGCGGUACCAAGAGCUACAAGAUCCCCCCUCCCCAGUGCAUGCGCGAAGGCAACCGAAAAACCGUCUUUGCCAACAUUGCCGAUAUCUGCAAGCGCAUGAAGCGAACCGAGGAGCACGUCACCGCCUACCUGUUUGCUGAGUUGGGUACCAGCGGUUCCGUCGACGGUAGCCGAAGACUGGUUAUCAAGGGUCGUUUCCAACAGAAGCAGAUUGAGAACGUUGUCCGAAAAUACAUCAUCGAAUACGUCACUUGCAAGACCUGCAAGUCCCCCGACACAGAGCUCAACAAGGGAGAGAACCGUCUGUACUUCAUCACCUGCAACAACUGCGGUUCCCGACGAAGUGUCACUGCCAUCAAGACUGGUUUCUCCGCCCAGGUCGGCAAGCGAAGAAAGAUGCAGGGUUAA
Fusarium falciforme is the source of this 939-nucleotide messenger RNA. Its product is annotated as EIF2B-5 domain-containing protein. Gene Ontology annotation, molecular function: translation initiation factor activity; translation initiation factor binding; mRNA binding. Gene Ontology annotation, cellular component: eukaryotic translation initiation factor 2 complex. Gene Ontology annotation, biological process: translational initiation; formation of translation preinitiation complex; formation of cytoplasmic translation initiation complex. The transcript has 4 exons. Lineage: Eukaryota; Fungi; Ascomycota; Sordariomycetes; Hypocreales; Nectriaceae. The record is from RefSeq and is a predicted model, not a curated record. Bases 1 to 939 code for a protein of 312 amino acids.